AUGGAAGAUGAGGAUCUCUUCGAUGACACUUUUGCUUCUGAGCUGCCUUUGUCAUCAGUAGGUGGGAAAAGUCAAGAUAACACAACAAAGUUUUCAAAAGUAAAUCUAUCCGCUCUGGAGUCUCUCACGUUGCCCAGAUGUACUGGCUGUCAGCGGCAAUUUCCGUUCCCCGUGAAUUUGCCUGAAAAUCAUGCGGUCAUUUCGCUGGAGGAGUCCCAGGCCGUAGAUCGUACACGCAUGGCGCCGCCCCCACAAGGGACAAGGUCAGGCACUGUAAAAAGUUGGAACGGGUCCGUGUUUGCGGCAGGCGUCAAGUCGACGAGAUCAGGACAGGUAGGGUCCACGGCUAGCAACAAAAGUAACCUCUCCGUGAACAACCACAGCUCCUCGACCAUGACCGAUGAUAUUCCCAUGUUUCCCAAGGCGAAAUCCAUGUUUCUUCACAGCGGGAAUAUCAUCAAUUGGAAUCGUUUGAAAAGGAAACCGAAUCAGACGUCGACAGAAGAGGUCUGUGACUGCAUUGGGAACACUCUAGCAUCUUACCUGGAAACACAAGAUAAGACAGAGUUGCAGUAUGUUACUGAGAUAUACAAAGUCAACUCUGAAAAUGUGCAGAAGAUUGAUGACACUGAACGAGAGGAGGUGAAAAUCACAGUGAAGGUGUUUGUAUGUUUGCCACUGCCAACCAGUGUGAUCAGUGAGACAGUCAACAAAGUGUUAAAUGAGCUUGGGACCAGUUAUAUUGAGACGCUGCUGUUGGCAGUUAGUCCUGGAGAAGGUGAAGAGGAUGAUUCAUCAGCUCCAUCUGUCAGUGUUAUCAAGCCUUACUGGGAGGCAAUGGAAGAGCUUGUGGCAGCUGAGACAGUUCUCUCCCUUGGUGUGUGUGAUCUGACUAAAGAUUCUUUGGAAGACCUCUACAACUGGGCAAAGGUGAAACCAAGCGUUGACCAGGUGAACCUAGAGUCCUGCUGCGUCAUGCCACAAGACCUCACAGCAUAUGCUAAAGCUGUCAAUGUUCAGUUGCUGACUCAUAAUGACAGACCAGUGUUUAUUCCAGAGGAGACGCUGCAGGAAACAAUACGAAGCGUAUCAACAGAAGCUGACGGCCGGAACUGGGUCCCACAGUGGGUCGUGAGAUACUCUGGGAUAGUCAAGUGUCGGGGCAUCAUCAAAAUGAAAGGCUACAUCAUCCACGCUCGCAGGGAUCAUAAAAUAAUACUACCAUAA
Molecule: messenger RNA, 1227 nt
Organism: Candidula unifasciata
Lineage: Eukaryota; Metazoa; Mollusca; Gastropoda; Stylommatophora; Geomitridae
Source: the annotation of a GenBank genome assembly